AUGGUUGAGCUACUGCAAAGCUUGAAUGUUUUGAAGCCAACAUUACAACAAAACAAAAACAACAAACAACAACGACAACAAGAACAAACAGCAACAACAAACAACAACAACAAACAACAACAACAAACAACAACAAUAAAAAAUAACAACAAAAAAGGACAACAACAAACAAUGGCAACAACAACGACGACAAAUAAUAACAGCAACAAACGACAACAACGACAAAUAACAACAAACGAAAACAACAAUAACAAUAACAACAACAACAGCAAUAACAAUAACGACAAAGCAAUAAUAAUAACAACAAUAAAAUUUUGA
Molecule: messenger RNA, 318 nt
Organism: Loa loa (African eye worm)
Lineage: Eukaryota; Metazoa; Nematoda; Chromadorea; Rhabditida; Onchocercidae
Exons: 1
Coding region: 1-318 (105 amino acids)
Source: RefSeq, a predicted model, not a curated record